AUGCCAAAAGCUUUCAACAAAAAAAACUCACAGAAGUAUGCUGUGGUUCAUAGACCACAUGAUGAUCCAGAAUAUCAUAACACCGAUGUUUCUGAACAUGUUUUAGUCUCCUUAGACAAUCCAAAUGAACGUCAUGGUAAAAAUAAUGCUAAUUUAAAAGCCAAUCUAAGAAAUGCUCUUCCCAAGAAAGAAAUUACUAAUUCUCAUGUUGGUGAAGCUGCAAUAUACGGUAUUGAAUUUGAUGAUUCCAAUUAUGAUUAUACACAACAUUUAAAACCAAUUGGGUUAGAUCCUGAUAAUUCUAUCUUCAUUCCAUCUACAGAUGAUGAUAAAAAAAAACGUCUACCUAAGAAAAAAAUUGAAGAUCUUUUCGUGGAACCAAAUUAUAGAGAAGACAAUUUAUCUCAACCUUUACCAGUUUUCCAAAGAGGUAUGGCAAAAACUGAAUAUUUAUCUCAACAACAAAAUGUUGCUGAUGAGUUAACUGGGUUUCAGCCAGAUAUGAAUCCAGCUCUAAGAGAAGUUUUAGAAGCUUUAGAAGAUGAAGCAUAUGUUGUGAAUGAGGAUGUUGAAGUUAAGCAUGCACCAAAAAAGAAAAGUAAAGCUAGUUCGAAAGAUGGAGAAAGUGAACUUAUCAUUGAUGAUAGUGAAGAUGAUAUUUUUGUGGAAUUAUUAAAUGGUGGUGAAGCUGAUGAUGAUGAUUUCCAAGAAGAAUAUGAUGAAUGGGAUAUAGACAAUUUAGGUAAUUAUGAAGAUGAUCAUUAUGCCAAUGAAAUGGCUCAAUUUGAUAACUUAGAGAAAUUGGAAGAUUUACAAGAUAUUGAUUAUCAAGCAGAUGUUCGAAGAUUUCAAAAGGAACAAAAGCAUAGUAAGCGUAAUAAAGAACUUGAAGAUGAUAAUGAAAGUAUUAAUCCUCCAUCUGACGGCGCCUUCAGUGAUGAGAGAGAAGCUGAAGCUGAAGAUAUGUUGGGAGAUCUUCCAACCUUUGGUUCUAACGCUAAAACUGGUGCUAAAAAAAGAAAGGAGCGUCGUAAGAAAGGUGCUUUGUCCGAUGUAUCAGGUUUUUCGAUGAGUUCCAGUGCCAUUUCUCGUUCAGAAACUAUGACUGUAUUAGAUGACCGUUACGAUUCUGUUAUCGAUGGUUAUGAUAACUAUGAAGAAGAGCAAGCCAUUGAUGAAGAAGAAAGUUUCCAACCAUUUGAUAUGUCGACCGAAAGAGCUGAUUUUGAAUCCAUGUUAGAUGAUUUCUUAGACAAUUAUGAAUUACAAAGUGGUGGUCGUGUAUUAGCUAAAAAAGACCCAGAAAUUCAAAAACUAAAAGAAGCUGCCGAUAGUGUAAGUAAAGGUAAACUAUCCAUGAGAAGAAAAAAAGAAGCUGCUAACAAGAAAAAUGGUGUUAAUGGAAUCACCAACAGUCUAAGCAGCUUACGUUUCUAA
Messenger RNA from Henningerozyma blattae CBS 6284, 1437 nucleotides. It is a transcript of the gene LTV1, whose product is annotated as ribosome biogenesis protein LTV1. The record is from RefSeq and is a predicted model, not a curated record. The transcript has a single exon. NCBI's taxonomy places the organism in Eukaryota, Fungi, Ascomycota, Saccharomycetes, Saccharomycetales, Saccharomycetaceae. Gene Ontology annotation, cellular component: preribosome, small subunit precursor; cytosol; nucleus. Bases 1 to 1437 code for a protein of 478 amino acids. Gene Ontology annotation, biological process: ribosomal small subunit biogenesis; ribosomal small subunit export from nucleus.